AUGCCUGCGGGCUCUAAUCACCGGAAACAAUAUCUGACUAUUGACGAAGAGUUCCAUGGCAUGACGGCGCUUUAUACGCCACCUCUGCAAGAUCAUAAGAUAGAUAUAAUUGCACUAUCCGGCCUUGGGGGACAUGCUUUUGGGUCUUUUAAAGAAAGGGGAGGAAGCCACAUGUGGCUACGCGACUCUCUGCCUUUUGAUCUUACAUUAGACUCCAGCGAUCAACCGAUCGCUCGGGUCAUGAUUUAUGGUUAUGACUCAGUCGUUGCCGAGAGCAAGAGUACACAGAAUAUUGAAGAUCUUGCUACUGGCUUCAUUGGUAGUCUGCAAAGGCUAGCAAAUGCUUCCAUCAUUCGACCUAUAAUCCUGCUUGGCCAUAGCCUCGGAGGUUUAAUCAUCAAACAGGCUUUGAUAUCGUUAUCUAGAUCAGAAAAUGAAGACGAUCAAAGCCUUAUCCGCGCCAUCUAUGGGGUUGUCUUCUUCGGAACCCCGCAUGAUGGCAUGAACAUCGCGUCCCUCGUACUCAUGGCUGGAGAUUCCAGUCCAAAUCGUUUCCUAAUCGAGUCUCUGAACCGAGAUAACUCGCAAGUACUUACCAUACAGCAGCGAGAUUUCCACAAGGCGUUAGGGGAGAAGGGCAGUGCAGAGGUCUUUUGCUUUUAUGAAACGCUUGAGUCACCAACGGCGCAACGAGAUAAAUCUGGCAACUGGAAAAUGACUGGGCCUGCUACAGUUCUUGUCACAAAGUCUUCAGCUACACAUUGCCGUCCUUGGGAAGACGGGCCAGAGCAUAUCUGUGCUAUCAAUCGUACGCAUUCUGAAAUGGUCAAAUUUGGUCCUCACGACGCCAAUUAUCAAAAUGUACGAGAAAGGCUCAGUGGUUUAUGCAGACGCGCUUUUGCAUCACGGCGUCGUUUGCAGACUUCUCGAUCAAUAUUUCUUGUUCCAUAUAGCCAAAAUCCAAACUUCGUUGCACGGGUAGGACCCUUGAGCGAUAUUAAGAAGCAAUUUGGCUUAGACCAACGGGGAGAUUACACUCAGUCACGCAGACGAGUAUCACUUUUUGGUCUUGGCGGUGCUGGUAAAACACAAAUUGCAAUCGCUUAUGCGUAUUGGCUCCAAACGACAUCUCCAGAUAUCUCCGUGUUCUGGGUCCAUGCCAGCAAUAUCGAUCGCUUCCGCCAAUCUUAUGCUUCAAUCGCUGAAAAAUGCAACAUACCUGGGCAAGACGACCCAAAGGCCGACAUGCUGCUGCUCGUCAGUAACUGGCUAGAACAGCAGACCAUGAUGCGAUGGCUUAUGGUAAUCGACAACGCCGACGACAUGGACAUGUUCUUCUCAAAUCAGCUACAACAGGACAAUCCAGGCGAGGGUAGUCAAGCAGCAGCAGCUCCGGCAAGUGGCAACCUGGCCCGUUAUAUACCAGACUGCAACCACGGAUCUGUUCUCAUCACGACCAGAGACAAAAAAGCAGGCGUCAGGCUAAGUCAGGGGCUGUCUCCUAUUAAGAUUGAUAAGAUGACUGAUGAUGAAGCGUAUCAACUUUUGCAACUCAUAAUCAGUACUCAACAAAUUUCUGUGGAUGAGACAGUCCGUCUGUUCUCUAAACUUGCGCAUCUACCGCUUGCCCUUGCGCAAGCUGCUUCAUUUAUCCAGGAAAACGAAAUCUCGAUCGAUGACUAUGUUCAACUCCUAGACGAGAGUGAUUCUGCGUUUAUUGACCAACUGAGCAAUUCCAAGGGUCUUUGUGGAGGAUUAUUACCAGCAGAGAUGCCAAGAGCAGACCAAGAGCGAUACAUUAUCAACAGCAGUACUUAUAAAGGCGCUGGGUACACUUAA
Trichoderma gamsii is the source of this 1839-nucleotide messenger RNA. RefSeq lists its product as hypothetical. The transcript is spliced from 7 exons. The record is from RefSeq and is a predicted model, not a curated record. NCBI's taxonomy places the organism in Eukaryota, Fungi, Ascomycota, Sordariomycetes, Hypocreales, Hypocreaceae. The coding region runs from base 1 to 1839 and encodes 612 amino acids.